AUGGUGCACAAAUGGUUAGAAACAACAAACAAAAAGUCCUGGGUACCCAUGCAAGGAACAAUGAGCAUCACCAGAAGUGACAAAUGCAACUCAUCACAAGCAAAGCAAUAUCAAGAACUGGUAGGGCAAUUACUAUGGGUAUCCAAUACAGUACAGCCAGAUGUAUCAUUCACAGUAGGAGUACUGGCACAACAUAUGACAAGCCCAAUCAACAGUGCAUGGAAAGUGGUGAUUCACAUGGUGAAGUAUCUGAACCAGACAUUCAGCUGGAAGUCAUAUGUUCAGAAAUGUGUAGCAUUGUCAGCAGUGGAAGCCAAAUUCAUAGCUGCAUCAGAAGCCAUAAGAGAAGCACUAUUCUUUUCAUAUCUCCUCAAGGACUUAGAAGCUGGGGAUGUUCAGCCAGUACUGUGCACAGACAGUCAAGGAUGCAUUCAAGUAAGUAAGGACCCAGCUAAGCAUUGGAAGCUGAAGCAUAUUGAUGCCCAAUAUCACUUCAUUUGA
This is a messenger RNA of Ustilago hordei, 501 nucleotides long. RefSeq lists its product as uncharacterized. The coding region runs from base 1 to 501 and encodes 166 amino acids. The transcript is spliced from 2 exons. The record is from RefSeq and is a predicted model, not a curated record. Lineage: Eukaryota; Fungi; Basidiomycota; Ustilaginomycetes; Ustilaginales; Ustilaginaceae.